AUGAAAGUGUUAGCAAUAACACUAUGGGUUCUUUUGUUUUUUAUUUUGACAAACACCAAGUUUGUUGUUUGUGUAGGCAUUUGCAGAGAAAGUGAGCAACGAGCGUUGGAGAGCUUGAAGAAAGAAGUAGAUGAUCCCUCAGAUCUUCUCUUUUCUUGGGUUGUUGGAAAAGAUUGUUGCGAAUGGGAAGGGGUUGUGUGUAACAAUUUGACUCGUCAUGUGAUUGAGCUACACAUAAUUAGUGAUUGGGAAGAAUCGAGAUAUCUAAGGAUCAAUAGCCUUGAGUGGCUGCCAAGUCUUUUGAGUCUUGAGCACUUGGAGAUGCGUCAUGUGGAUCUCAGCAAUGCAACUAAUUGGCUACAGGUCAUUAACAUGCUUCCUUCUCUUGUGGAUCUUCGUUUAGUCUAUUGUGGUCUUCAUCAUAUAACACCUCUACUUCAUCACAAUUUUUCUUCACUUGAAACCCUUGAUCUUUUUGGGAACAACUUUAAUUCUCCUGUUCCCAAAUGGGUUUUCAACCUCGCCAGUCUCGUUUCUCUUAAUUUGAGUGACAAUAAUUUUACUAGCCCGUUUCCUGACGGUCCAGUUAACUUGACUUCUCUCACAUCCUUCAGGGCUUAUUAUAACUCUUUCAACUGUCUUUUACCCACAUGGUUGUUUGAUCUAAGUAAUCUUGAAUAUAUUGAUCUCAGUGAUAGUGGACUUGAAGGUGCAAUACCGAGUAAGAGUGAAAACAUAACAAAACUUAAACAUCUUGAUCUUUCUCAUAAUAAGCUUUCUGGAAAGUUUACAAAUCUAAUUGGAAAGUUAAAGAAAUUAGAAUAUCUUGGUCUCUCAAAUAAUCUAUUUGAUGGGGAAGUAUCUGAAUUAUUCAACGGUAGGAGUAAUUUCUUUAAAUAG
This is a messenger RNA of Lycium barbarum (goji berry), 900 nucleotides long. RefSeq names its product receptor-like protein 38. Gene Ontology annotation, molecular function: protein binding. Lineage: Eukaryota; Viridiplantae; Streptophyta; Magnoliopsida; Solanales; Solanaceae. The record is from RefSeq and is a predicted model, not a curated record. The coding region runs from base 1 to 900 and encodes 299 amino acids. The transcript has a single exon.